Messenger RNA from Cicer arietinum (chickpea), 1762 nucleotides. NCBI's taxonomy places the organism in Eukaryota, Viridiplantae, Streptophyta, Magnoliopsida, Fabales, Fabaceae. The record is from RefSeq and is a predicted model, not a curated record.
AUAGCAGUAGUGAUAGACUUUAAACAAUGUGUGUGGCAGUUUGGUUAUGAAGCACGCUGAAGACGCCCCCCUCUCCUUUACUCACUUUUUUUGUUCCUUUCUUCUCUUCUCUUCUCUUCUGCAUGUAGUACUUACUACUUACUACUUACUGCACACACACACCUCUAUUCUAUUCUCAUAAACCUCACUCACACUAGUCAAAAAAGAUAACUACCUUUUUCUCACAUCAAUUUCUUUCUAUUUUUUUAUUAUUACAAUUAACCCAAUCCUAAACCAUAACCACACUUGCUUCAGAUUUCAGACUCCAUCCACAAAAACCAAAAUGCUCGAAACGAUUAAAUACCUCAUCGGCUCGACGGGUCCCAGCGGGUUUGGGUCCAAAUCCACCGCCGAAGAAGUGACUCAAAGCUGCGGUGACCUCCGCUCCAUCACCGCUAUCAUUACCGGUGGUACGUCUGGAAUCGGAGCAGAAACGGCGCGUGUAUUGGCGAAGCGUGGAGCGAGGGUGAUUCUACCAGCGCGUAGCAUGAAAAAUGCGGAGGAAACAAAAGGUAGAAUAGUUUCGGAGUGUCCUGAUGCGGAGAUUAUUGUUAUGCCACUCGAUCUCAGUUCUCUCAAUUCUGUUACAAAUUUCGUUGCCAGAUUUCACUCCCUCAAUUUCCCUCUCCAUCUCCUCAUAAAUAACGCUGGAAAAUUUGCAGAAGCGCACGCGAUUUCCGAGGAUGGAGUUGAAAUGACCUUCGCCACUAAUUAUCUAGGUCAUUUUUUGUUAACAAAGUUGUUGGUGAAGACGAUGGUUGAAACGGCAAAGAAGACAGGAAUACAAGGGAGGAUAGUGAACGUGUCGUCCGCCGUACAUGCUUGGUUUACUGGUGACGUCUUUUCCUAUUUGACUCAAAUAAGCCGCAACAAAAGCCAUUACGACGCCACACGUGCUUAUGCUCUUUCCAAACUCGCCAACGUUUUACACACUAACGAGCUUGCCCGCAGACUCAAGCAAAUGGAUGCCAACGUGACUGUGAACUGUGUUCAUCCGGGGGUCGUAAGAACCAGACUCACCAGAGAGCGUGAAGGCUUUCUUACAGGUUACUACUAUAUUGGAAUUACAACAACAACCUUCUUUUGGUUAUAUUUUUUGUUCGUUUUUUUUUAUAUGUCUGUAUUGCAGCCAUUAAUUAAUUUAGUUUUUUUCUUUCUUUUCCUUUCUGUUCUAAAAUCAAAUUGCAGAUCUAGUUUUCUUUUUGGCUUCCAAGCUCUUAAAGACCAUUCAUCAGGGAGCUGCAACAACGUGUUAUGUGGCAACCCACCCAAGUCUCUUCAAUGUCUCGGGCAAGUACUUUACUGACUGCAACGAAGCCUCCAUUUCCAAAUUGGGAUCCAACUCAAUUCAAGCUGCAAGAUUAUGGGCCGUUUCCGAACUCAUAAUUUCUAAGGGUCCAAAGGCUGCCUUUGACCAAAUUAAUCACCUUCAAUUUUGAUGAUUCUUGGGACAAUACAACAAAAAACAACGCUUUACAUAUAUAGUUUUAUAGAAUAUAUACGUAGAUGCAGAUGGAGAAUGGAGAAAACUCCUUAGAUAUUAUUUUCUUGAGUUUAAUUGUAUGCACCGUUAAUAUACAAAGUUUUAUAUUGUUAGUCUGUCACAAUCAUAAUAACUUUAGAGAUGGUUUUAAUAAAAGUUGAAUAUCUCUAAUAAUUUAACGGUUAUGAUCGACUGACAAUUAAAAAUUAUUUACACUGCUAAUGUGUAUAAAUUAAAUCA